This is a messenger RNA of Phycodurus eques (leafy seadragon), 7774 nucleotides long. It is a transcript of the gene bend3, whose product is annotated as BEN domain containing 3. Gene Ontology annotation, cellular component: heterochromatin. Gene Ontology annotation, biological process: rDNA heterochromatin formation. Gene Ontology annotation, molecular function: DNA binding. The coding region runs from base 510 to 2954 and encodes 814 amino acids. The record is from RefSeq and is a predicted model, not a curated record. The transcript has 5 exons. NCBI's taxonomy places the organism in Eukaryota, Metazoa, Chordata, Actinopteri, Syngnathiformes, Syngnathidae.
GAUAAGAGGGGCGUGUUGUAUUUUUGUUGUUGUUCAAAUGUUAUGUUACCACCAAGGACUCUAUGGUUUUACACUUUUCUUUGUGGUUUAACGACGACAGUUAUUUAUUUAUUUAUGUGUCCAAUUCUAAAUGGAACUGGGAUUCGCUUUACUCCCAAAAUGGCUUCGAAACACUGUCUUUUAUAUUUGAUGGGCACCGUCAAUAUUUGUGACUUCUCCGGUACAAACAAAUGUAAACGUUGACAGGCAUCGCUUAUUUUCAUGUGUGUUUUGCGCCCGCAGCUGUGCGGAAGAACCCGUGACGUCCCACUGACGUCACGCGAGAACGCACAGGAGUGGAGUGGUUGAACAACGUUAGCGACCGUUAUACGCGGUGACAUUGGGCAAUCGAGGCGCUAAGGGCCACAUUGGGGUUGCACGCACCCACCAAGUUCUGCGACAGAAGGACUACAAAAGGAAACGAAAGAUGUAGAUUGGUUUCAAAAGCUCCCUGGAACACUCUACAGGCUAUGAAUUCCCCUGAGUAUGGGGAAGCUUCAGAUGAAAAAAUGCUUGUAAAAGAACACAAGCAUGGGAAAAAAGACAAGACUGAGGACUUUGCUUGUUGUGAGGCACCUGGUGAGCAUGGAGGAGGAUCUCCUGGGACCCACGAGGCUGGUAAACGAACUUCUUCAGAAAUGGAACCAGACUUCAAGCAGCUGUCAAGCGGCAAGAGAGUCAAAGUUGCACGAGAGAUGAGGCAGCAGUUGGCAGAUGAGAGCAGCAGACAUGAGCCUCUGUGUCUCAGCACAAGCGGAGAGACAAGGGAAAACCUCCAUGGCAAAUCCAGAAUUUCUUACAGAAAGCCUCUCUUCAGUAUCUCCCACAGAAUCUUAGAGAAGAAGAACACUCCGAAUCUAGAGCAGCAAGCAGGUCAAUGUCCUGGAAAUCCGCUGAACUACAGCAGCCUCUUCUCCUCCUCUCUCCUAAGUUCCCAGGAAAAUGGCUUUUCUGAGGCUUUUCCAAGCGUGGACAAUUCAGGCCAAGCGUGGUCAGAAGACUCAAACAUUUACCCUUUAAUUGAAAAAAUGUUUUUCAUUCUCAAUAGCCUCAGUUCCAGCAUGACUCAACUGCACAGCAAAGUGGACCUGUUAAGUAUGGAAGUCAUGCGAAUUAAGAAGCAGAUCAAACCAGCGGAGAUGGUGGCAGAAUUCCAGCCUCCUCCUGAGUAUCUGCUCACAAGUGAGGAGUUGAACCCUCUCAUGGAGCAGACAUCCAGUGCUGGAGAGCUGGGGUGUCGUUUACUCGUGCAUCUCUUCCCUGAGCUGUUCAAAGCCAAGGACUGCUCCCAUGAAUGCAUGGCAAGCAAAAGAUCCCUGGAGUCUUUACAUUUGCAGCUGAUCCGCAACUACAUAGAGGGAAGCUAUCCCUCAGUCAAGAACAACAGUGUUUGGAAGGGAGAGUGCCUCCCUCAGAUUAAUGACUUCUUUAAUCGCUUCUGGGCCCAGAGAGACAUGGAGAGCGCUCGACUGCUCAAGAAGCAGACAAUGGUGGGAGACGGAAUAAAAGCAGAGCGUUCUCCAACCUAUCAUUUCAUAAAUGAGCAGGGUCAGGAGGAGCACCUCUCUCAAGACAACCAGCAGGGCAGCUUGGUUGGAAUGUUCAACAAUCAAGCCACAGAGGAGCUGGACGAGCUCUCCUCCCCGGAAGACUUUGUCAUUUUCCUCAUGCAUCGACUAUUCCCUGAGCUUUUUGAAGAAGGUAAUAAAGUGCCAGAGGGCUCAAACUGUUUAAACAGUGUGGGUCAGCUGAUUCUAGACUCGGACAGGAUGGAAAUCAUCAAAAAGUACAUGGAAACAAAUUUUCCAAACGUGCCUGAGGAGAGCUGGCUUCAGGUGUGCAUUCAGCAUCUGGAGGAUGCACUUGAUAGUCCUCACAGCAAUGGCAAUGGAAGUGAACCUGAAAACAUAAAUGAUGAAAGCUUUGACCCGGUGAGCAUGUUCGAGGACGUUUCUGUCCUGAGGAUUCCAGAGAUGUGUGACAAUGAAAGGCCCUCGCGCAAGUCCAAAAAGUCACUGCUAUCCCCUAUAGAUUUUGACAAUCUAGAGAUGCCCAUACCAGACGUUACUGUUCCCCAUGAGUUUCUCUUGUCCAAGGAGCAGUUGAAGUAUAACUAUGAAUGUAGUUUGUCCAUUGGGAACUUUGCAUCCCGGCUGCUGGUGCUCAUGUUCCCUGAGCUCUUCACCCAUGAGAACACCCGGAAGCUGUACAACUGCAGCGGUUCGCUCGGGAAAAAGCAGCUGGAUCCCUUACGUGUGAACCUGAUCCGCCAUUAUGUGCAGUUAGUCUACCCACGGGCCAGGAAUGACCGAGUGUGGAUGCUGGAGUUUGUGGGCAAACUUGAUGAGAGGUGCCGGAGACGCGACACGGAGCAGCGGAGAUCCUACUUGCAGCAUCGCAAAGUGUAUGGUCACGAUGCAGAGCCAGACUUUUUCCUGAACCAGAUCCACCCGGACGGCCUGAAGGAGGAGCCGGAAAUUCCCACGUUACCUCCUGAGAAAAGCAGUAAAGACUUUUGCAAAAUUCCUCUGGAUGAACUGAUCGUUUCCAAACCUGACUUCCCAGUUCCGCCAGCUUACCUGCUCUCAGACAUGGAGGUUCGUGAAAUAGUCCAGCAGAGUCUCUCAGUUGGCAACUUUGCUGCCCGACUGUUGGUGCGCCUCUUCCCGGAGCUCUUCACGCAGGAGAACCUGCGGUUGCAGUACAACCAUUCAGGGGCCUGCAACAAGAAGCAGCUGGACCCUGCACGCCUCAGACUGAUCCGUCACUACGUGGAAACGGUGUACCCUGUGGAGAAAAUGGAGGAAGUGUGGCACUACGAGUGCGUGCCAAGCAUCGAUGAACGCUGUAGGCGCCCCAAUCGGAAGAAGUGUGACAUUCUGAAGAAGGCCAAGAGGUCAAAUUCUGUGUUGUAGUGGCAGCCCUCCCUUGAUACACACACACACACGCGUCAUUUUUGCACAGCAUAUAAGCUUAACUUUACAAACCUGUCCUUUUUAGGAUGAAGCCAACAACCCAUCACGUUUCUUCUACACAACUCCUAGUCCCACUUAACCUUUAGGCAACGGCUCUAGAUGUAUGAUUUAUACUAGUCUUGUUGGAUAGACACUUUCAAAAGCCUCCAUUUUAAAAAGCCAAAACUGUCCUAGCUUAUCUAACAUUGUUGGAGCCCUCGAAAAUAAUAAGGGUAGUUCAGAGCAUACUUUUCUAUAUGAGCAGAAAUAGUUUUACCUGUUUUAAUAACAUGCUUAUAUUAAGCCUUGUUAUAGCGGUUUAUAUUAUAGAAAAUUUAACUUGACAGUGGUUGAGCACUUAUUUCUAAUAAAAUCACAUGACAUUUUGGGUGUUUUACACUUCAAUUGCUGCACACUCCUGUUCAGGCAUUUAGGCAUUCCUGUUCCAUGGUACACUAAGUCAAUAUUGCCAGCAAAAAAGUUGAUACACUCGUUAUAAGCCUAGCCAUCAAACAAUGCAGAGUUCAUCAAAGUGCACAUUUAUUGGUUCGCAGGAAAAUGCAGAGUCAUGAUUUUGUUUUUUUCUUCAUGUGUAGAAACCAGAAUAGUUCAUCAUCUCAGUUGCCUCUGUACCCGUUUUGUCCUUGUAGUGCCUUAACUGGCCAACGGUAUUGCAGUCAGAACGGUCAUAUUUGACUUCAAGGCUUAAAGGCCUCAUCCUUGGGAAGCGCUAUUAACUUCCAGCGCCUUAUAGAAACUUUGUACUUUUCUGCAUUACUGGAUUCACCCAAAACCUUUUUCAGGACAACUCUCAUGAAAGUAACAGUGUUGGUAUCUUGGUUCUCUGACAUCACCAGGUCCAAAGUGUCCCCAACUCUCACCUAAAUAUAGUACGAGAUUGUCAGAACAAGCAACAACAGUGGUAGGUACACGCCAUUGCUGGUAAACACUCACCGUUUUACUUUUCUUGAUAAGCUUUUGUCCAUUUAGUCGGAGCUUGUUGCUGUAGAAGCUAUCUUCAAUUUUACUGUUGGAAUGAAAAAAAAAAAAAAGAUUUUAUGGAUGGAACAGUUGCUUGCUGUAGAUUUUUGUUUUUUUCUUUUUAAAAAUGUUAUUGCAACGAAAAUCAGCAUGCCUCAGUGAAGUCUUAACAACCAUCAUACACUAGACUGAGUUUGCAUGUUGUCUCCGUGCUUUAGGGCUUUUCUUGGCGUAUUUGUUUCCUCUCAGAUUCUAAAAACCUGCAUGUUAGGUUAAUUGAAGACUAACUUGCCCUUGGGUGUGAACGUGAGUGUUAAUGGUUUGUGUAUUAUCUGCGGUGCCUCUUGCCCAAAGUCAGCUGGGAUAGGCUCCAGGACAGCUGCAACCCGAAUGAGGAUAAACGGGUAGUAGCAGAGCGCAUAUAGACAAACAACCCUUCCCGCCUACAGACAAUUUAGUCUUAAAUUAACCUAACAUGCAUGUUUUGGGAAUGUGGGCAUAAACCGGAGUACUUUUAGGAAACCCACGCAAGCACAAGACGACGUGCAAUUUCCACACGCAGGCCGGAGCUGAGAUUUGAACCCAGAACCUCAACUUAGGCAGAUGUGUUAACCACUAUGUACUAAAGUACUUUAUAUAAAUAACAACUAUUAGAAACAUCACAGUAUUAGUAGCAUAUUGGAUACUGGUUUAGUCAUAAUGUGUGAGACUUACUUGCGCGCCAUGUCCAAGCCAGCUCUUAAAAUGACAUCAUAACGAAAGGACUGCACAUAUUUCUCAAUGUCUUUAUAGUCUUUUGGAACAUUUGGGUCCUCAUCCACCUCAUCCUCAGAAUCGCUGCUCUCAGGGUCUUUUUCUUCCUCUUCCUCUUCAUCCGUUGGCUUAGCAGCACCUUUCUUCCUGUUGCUUUUGAACCUCAGCUGAUGGACCGACAGACUCCUGAUGGCAUCCCUGCUGCAGAGAGCCGGCCGGUGGCCACCCAGUGUGGGGUAGGCGGAGCAGCCCCACAGCUGGCGUGUAUGGAUGGUCCUGGGACACCAUUCAGUCUGUGCCGGUCCAUAACCAGCAGCCAGUAGAUGGCGCGGGUUCAGCCUUCCUAGCUGCCUCAUGGCAAGAGCUUGGACCACCAAACUGUGCAUGUUGGAGCGCCAGCCAGUCACUAAAAAAAACAAAAAAAAAAGUUGUUGUCACUAAAAUACAAGGUUAUAGUUGACGAAAACGAAAGAAACAACUGAGUUGGAAUAUUUGAAAAUAUAUACAUUCAUUUAAAUUUAAAUUAAAAAAAAAAAAUCUGCAGUCCUUUACUCUGAAGUCUCGCGAGAUUACCGCAACCUGUUCGUUACUGCUUCGAAAACAUCUUCGGUUGUCGCUCGCUGAAAUAUGAAUGGAGGGUGAGGAUUUUGAACUACAACUGGAAAGCGUCUUGUGCCUUCAUUGUCUUCAAGUCCGUCGAAAUAUGCAAACAAUUGAAAAUCAAACAACAGGGCGUGUCAGUGCACUGUUUAUUUGCGCGUACGUUUUGGAGUUUUGGUUUUGUUGUUGUUGUUGUUGCGUGAGACGAGAUCGGCUUCCUCUUUAAACGAGCCCGACACUCGGCAGGUCGAGACCGAGGUGAGACUAACUGGAAAGCCGUGGCACAUAGCAAGUUUUCGCAUGCACCACGAUGAAUAAUAAUCAUAUAAGAUGCUCAAUCCUAGUGUCACGUUGUUACUCCAUUGCAGGGAAAUCAAACACAUAUGUUGUAGUCACUCACCUAGAAAAUAACCUCGCAUAGCUUGUUUUGCUAAUUCGUCGUUUCCCAUUUAUUGUUGUUGUCGCGUCACUUGUCAUCUCGCCGUGCUGCCACCUAUCGUUUGGGAGGACAUCUUACAGUUAGUACACUGUAAGACGUGUUUACAACAUCACAGCAAAAUUGUACUUUAAAAUGUUCACCGCAGGUAUACAUGAAUGAAUUUGAAAGUCUUAACUAUUCCAUUGUGCAAAGGGACUGACGUGUGUGUGGGGGGUGACACACACAAAAGACAUGGGCUUGUACUGACGUUUAUUGCAGAUAUUUUCCAGCAUAGGAUGGUUGAUUACAUAUUUGUAAACAUAAUCACCUUUUUAUACAGUCAUUGGAAUAUUAGGACAACAAUAAUACAACUUUGUACAAUAAGUAACAAAUUAGAUUUGUUAUGUGUUAUGCCUUUUAGUGUGUCAUCUUAAUAGUACCUCAUUAUUUAUUGUAUUAUUUAUUAUUUUUUGUUAUAAAUUUCCAUCAACAUUUAGCAUCACAAUUUAUAGUCUUGUAAUUUCAAGUGCAUAAUACUGGUUUGACUACAUUGUUGUGAACUCGAUAUUUGCUAGACUAUGUUCACCUGUUACAUAAUUUAAAAAAAAAAAUCAAUAUUAUAAAAUGUCUAUGGUGUACCAAGUGUGUAAACAUAAGUGCACUAACAUCUUUGCAUUACUGUAAUUGUAUGUAAACUGUAGUUGAAAGAGGUGGGGAAAGCUCUUCCGGAGAUGUUGUGACGUUUGCAUGAACCGUUCCUUACUAAGCUACAUAGUUGGUACGGGACGACAUAAUGUACGCUGGUGGCUCACAUUCAGUUAUGCUUCUUCAACGCGCUGCGUUGGGACAUAAUUAUGCAAUUGUGGGCAUGGAAAAAUAACAGUCAAACUGAAAGAGAUUUUCAGAAUCAUAUUGAGCAAACAGAAUUUUGACUUCGGUGUACUAGAGUGUGUCCUGCGAUUGGCUGGCGAUCAGUCCAGGAUGUCGUCGGCCUCUUGCUCUAAGUUAGCUGGGAUAGGCUACAGCUCACCCGCAAACCUCAUGAGGACGAGCGCUGCUGGCAAAAAAAAAAAAAAAAACAUUCUGAGCAAUGUCAAAGUCUGAAAAGAUGUUUUAAAAAAAAUAAUUUGUGUGAUCUGCUUCAUUGUGUGGUGUACAACAAAAUAUGCAGCAGAGGGUAGAUAAAAUGUCUCCUCCUGUGAUUAGAAUAAGUAGGCAGCACGGUGGCAUGACGUCACAGUGAGGAUGGUUUGAAUCUCUCAGAGUGGAGUUUGCAUGCUCUUCCCAUUGGUUUUCUCUGGGUACUCCGGCUUCCUCCCCCGUGCCCAAAAACAGUUUUCAGUCAGGUGAAGCCUUUAAAUUGUCCUUGUGCGGAUGACAUUGUGAAUGGUUGUUUGUCUAUAUGUGCCCUAUGAUUGGCUGGCGACCAGUCUCGGGUGUACCCCGCCUCUCGCCCGAAAUCAGCUGGCACCCGUGACGCUAAAUGAGGAAAAGCGAUAUGGAAACUGAAUGGCUUGACAGAUCAUGACAAGUAACAUGACUAAAUAAAUGAACUGAAAAUAACAGCAAGCGGCGUGUAUUGUGUGGCACAGAUUCGGGUUUCAUUCCGCUGCCUUUGAUAUGCAUCAGUGCAACUAAUAUAUGGAAUUGAUAUUUUCCAUUUUACCUUCCACUUGAGAUGAUCCUACUUAGGUUUUUGCAGUUAUUGCUGUCCUUAGAAAUAGGUCGUCUAUGGAAUAUGGAACUCAUCAAAGUUGCCAAGGGACUUGUCACUCAUGAUGCAUUUGUUACACAUAUUUCAAUGACCACUUUUAGAUGUGUGCAUUUUUUCGAGUCCAGCUCUUGUGAGGUAACUGCAGCGCCACUUUUAUAUGUCAAGAUCUUAAAAGCUAUGGCAACGAUGUGCAGUGUUAACAGUCUUUGUCCGCGCAGAGGUUUCACAUAUCAUUAAUCACACUUAUUGCUUUGGUGAUUCACACAUUCAGGAUUUCGGCAUUUGUUUGUGUAUCUCACAUGCAGCCAAGUGUUU